Molecule: messenger RNA, 2673 nt
Organism: Orycteropus afer afer
Lineage: Eukaryota; Metazoa; Chordata; Mammalia; Tubulidentata; Orycteropodidae
Gene: DCDC1
Product: doublecortin domain containing 1
Biological process (GO): regulation of mitotic cytokinesis; intracellular signal transduction
Molecular function (GO): microtubule binding
Source: RefSeq, a predicted model, not a curated record
AUGUGGCCAGUUCUUCCCAGCGGUCAACUUAAUGAGAAUUUUGACUGGCCAAUUGAAGGACUACUUGUUCCAAACAGCCCUCCCCUGAAGAGACCUGUCUGUAAGACACCGGAGCAGUAUGUUCCUGUGAGACUCAGAGUUUUGCGAAAUGGAGACAAGAAUACAAACAGAGCUAUUGCUGUAAUUGGUCCAGACAGCUCACCUAGACGGAAAGUGCAGUGCACUGAAAAUUUAAAAUUACCUUCUGCAGCUCGGAGAUUGUUCAAUGAAAAGGGGAAGGAAAUUUUUGCUUUAAAAGACCUGCAAAGAGAUGAACUGGUGUACGUUUCAUGUGGAGAAAAUUGGAUCAAUCCUGACAUGUCAAUUUCUCAGCAAAAGAAGCAAAUAUUCUUGAAGAACUUAGCAUCAGAUGUUUCCAAAAUUCAAAUCUUCUGCAGUAUGCAUAAAACAGAGACUCUCGUUUUAGAAGUCCAGAGUGAUAUUGUCCCCGGAGCCAAGCUUGCUGUGCAUAAACCUGUAGCCAAUUUCAGAGAAGAGAAGCAAACUGUAGACACAGAGGAAAAGCAAAUGGGAAAAAACGCUGCAACAAGGGAAAAUGCCUCUGGUGAAAUUCUAGACGCACAUGCGAGAACCCACCUCCGGAUGAAGGCUUGUCACACCCUUCUCAAGUACGCCUGGCAGGAAGCGCCUCCUGACUUUGAUGAGAAUGACAGUCUCCCAAAGAAAAUGGAAGACGAGCUCUCUGAAAAAGUGAAACCACAGAAGAAAUGCAGCUGUUCACCAAGGCAUAGUAAAUCGCAGAAGCUUUGCCAUCAGCAGUUUGAAUACAGAGACGGGCAGAUUAUAAACCACGCUGCUUCUCAGCUUGUCUUGGGGGUACAAGGUCCCAACCUCCGUUCAGGCACUGAAGUGGUUUUGGUAGAGAAGAAGUCUGAUGAUAGUCAUCAGCGCUGGAUAUACAAGGAAGGCAGCAGGACCUUUCACCUGGUGAGUAACCCAGACCUUGUGCUGGCGGUCUUGAUGACCAAGGCUGGAAAUGAAGUGGGUGGCUAUCCAGUUAUUGUUCAGAAAUAUAAGCCAUAUAACAAUGGGACUUCCAAUCAAAAGUGGCAUUAUAUGGAAAAUGGGAAAGUGUUGAUGGCUUUUUAUAGCACUGAGCUGGAUAAAGAAAUCACAGCAGCAAAUUACGCUGGUGUGUGCACGUCCUCUGUGAUUAGAGAAGAAAACAUUGACCAACCAGGAUACUAUUACCUCUCACCUGGUGGAAAGAGAAAAACAAUGCUCUGUUUGGCUUGUGGACGAUCCAUGCAAGCAGAGAAGGGACUGAAGCAGUUGCUACCAGGGGUCCCAUUCCUCUGUGCCUCUGGCUGCGAGACUCAGAAACCCUUCUCACUAGGGCCCUUCAAGGUCAUCACUGUGGCCAAGGCUAAUUUAUCCUCUUACGAAGCUGAGGAAACUCUAAGUUAUUAUGAAGGACUCCUAUCAUCUUUACAGAUGAAGGCCUCCACACGGGCUGUAUCUCAUAGUGGUGUGGCAACUCCACACCAGAAGGCAGUGAAAAUAAUUGCAUACAAAAAUGGGGAUGGCUAUCAUAAUGGGAAGUUAAUUGUGGCUGAAACAUUCCCCAUGCUUCUUACAGACUGCACAGAACAACUUGGUCUUUCCAGAGCAGCCUCCAAAGUAUAUACCAAAGACGGGACUACAAUUCUCACUUUGCGUGAUUUGGUAUUAUGGGCUCUAGAUGAAUCCUUUAUCCAGAAAGACUCUGCGGAUGGAAAGAAACAUGCAGCUUUUGUUGGAACAGAAGAGGCAGCAAUUAAAAAAAACAUGAGAACAAAAGUGAAAAACAAAGUAUUUGCAAAGUCUGUGACAUCUGAUAAUUUGAAUAGUAUAGAUGAGUCUUUGCUUGACCUUGUCCUCAGAAACCCUAUUGCCAUCUGGGUGUCUUGUGGUGAACCAUUUCUACCUCUGAAUGCUUUGCAGAAAGCAGAAAAAGUAGAGAAGCAGAACUGGAUGAAAAAGAACAAAAUUUUGGCUGAUCUAGAUAUUAUGAAACACAAACUGAGGCAAUUAAAGGGCCGAAGAGUAGCAGCAUGCCAGCCGGCCACCAUGGUUCCUACCAAAAGCCCUGUGCAGCCGGUGGUGGUGGAGGGAGGCUGGACUGAGCAGACUCAAGAGGAAAUGAAACUCAUGAAACUUAUAAAACAUACAGAGGCACACCUUUCUGAAGUCCAAGAACUGCAAUCCAAAGGAGAGUCUCCAAUUUCAACUAAACGUAUCGCAGUCAAGCAGAGCAGCCUGUGUAUGCAACCCAACACAAAACGAGUGUGGGUUUAUCUAAAUGGAGGCAGACCGGAAGACGGCACUUAUGCCUGGGGCAAAGCUAUUUCAGAGCUGCUGGAUGACUGCUCAUCCCGUCUCAAAACGGCCCACCCAGCCAGAACACUGUUCACUCCAGAUGGAAAGCCCAUUCAGUCAUGGGACGACAUAGAGCGAGACAUGGUCAUCUGUGUGUCCAUGGGACGUGGCUUUGUAAUGCAGAAAGAGUUAAAGCAACUGAUGGAAGUCAGAGCAAAUUAUGCAAGAGUCCGAAGGCAGGAGGGCCCUCAGGCCACAGACAUUGCAGUGUCUCCAUCAUCAAAGCAGCUAUCUCUGGUACAUCUGUGCAAUUAA